AUGGCGAUCGAAGCCAAACAGCGCGACCAUGACCUCUUAUCAUUCAUGUCCACUUUCCUCAUUACGCAUCAGCGCCUGGACUUAUCCCUGACUCUGCUUAGCGUCCUCAUCGACGACGCAAGUAUUGACGUUCAAGUACGCUCCAACAAAGGCGGUUACUUCUCAGUCUGCCUUGCAAGAUCAAAAGAUCUUCUAGAGGCCCGCUUCCUCAAUCGCAAUGAUGGCAUAUUGCCAGAUGCAAGAAAUCUUCCUGAGCUUGUUGCUGUCAAGAUUCCGCGGCCAGAUGGUGAUUUAAACAGUGCCCGCAGUCGCAAGAUGUGGUCUUCCAUGGCGAUGGAGCUGCAGAUUUUGCGAAACAAGUUUAUCAAGAACCAUCCGAAUGUCGUGCAAUUAUUAGGUAUUUGCUGGAAAUCCGUCAAAGAUGGAGUGUUGAUGCCUUCAUUUGUACUUGAAGCAGCAGAAAUUGACCUGGAAAAGUUCUUGGACAACCCCAAAGCGCUGGAGUAUCGCAAGGUAUUGGGUCUUGCUGUUGAUAUCGCGACUGGGGUUCGGGCGCUGCAUGAUGUUGGAAUCAUUCAUGGCGACAUAAAACCAGCCAACGUCCUUAUCUUCAAGGAUCCCCAACUCACGUAUAUCGCCAAAAUUGCUGACUUUGGAUCAUCCCUCCUUCGAUCAGAUAUCAAAUCUCCCAUGAAGCUCCCAUUUGGCUCAGGGUUCUGGCAAGCACCUGAAUGCCGAGACCAUCUAGACGGCGACCAGCUUACCAAAGCGGAUAUAUACUCUCUCGGUCUGGUAUUAUGGCGACUACUCGCUGGAGACAUGAUGCAUUUAUCACUAGACGCAGUGAAGGAUAAAGGACUGACGAGAGAUGCGUUCUUCAAACAGAUGAAACGAAAUGACGAGUUGAGAAUUCCAGCUUUGGUGCAUCAUUGCAUUAUGGGCUUGGAAGAUAUCCUCGGCCCCGACGAGAAAGCAGAGCCCUCGAGAAGCAUGUACUCGAUCCACAAGAUAGUUGACGACAUGGCAUCUGUUAUUAUGAUGACAUUAGUUCAGCCGAAGUCGCGAUCCAGUAUCAAAGCACUACUAGGGAACCUACGAAUCGUCAUGCAUCAGUAUCUCAUAUGGGAAGAGUUCCGUAGCAUCUAUUCCGAUGACUUCAAAAAGAGUGGAACUACUAAAAUGAACCCUCAAGAGCAGGACAUAUGGCUCCAGCCAGGCCUUGACGAGCCAACCGAGGACGAUAUCAAGAGAGUUCUACGCCUAGGAAGGUCGACGGAGUGGCUAAAUCAGUCUUUCAGUCGCAUUAAACUAGGGGGUUCGGUUUCAGAUGUCCCUGGAAUGGAUGAUAUACCUGAGAGUGUUGCCGCUACUCAUGUUGCCGAAACUUGGAAGCGAUGGAGAAAAUUAAGAGAUCCGAAGCCCGAUGAGGCGAUAACCCUUCGGCAGGGAAGAGCCGUUCUAGAGGCAGACUCAUCCAUGGGAACACUCAGGGUCUUACCGCCCGAGAUCAUAAGCAACGUUAUGCGAGAAGUAAAGAAAGUCGCGAAAGAUCCGAGAGAGGAACAAGCUCGUCGUACUGAGGCAGCAUGGCAAUACGCAAUGUUUUAUCUUCGAACCGUUCAGCUGCACCCCAAAAACCAAGGCACAAUCGAUGAAUCACUCUCACUGCUUCUUCAAGCAGCAGAAGGAGGGCACUGCGGGGCUCGCGGGAUUGUUAGCCACCUGCACGACUCCCUGAAUCGGGACUUUCCAAGGUCGAGAGAGGUUGAGCUAGCAUGGCUGAGGGAUGGUGUUUGCCACGGAAGUGAGACUGCGAAACGUCGCCUGCAGUCUCUAGACCCAGACUUGUAUACCCAAGCAAUCGACCUACUGCGUACACGGUAUUCCGGUCUUGGAUUUGAAACCCCACCACAAUACUGGGAUCAAGAGACACUCUCGGAUGACGAACUAUUUCGCGAGACUCGAAUCCGUCACCGGAUUGGCAUGGAGGCUAAUCAAGAGCAGACUGUACUUCUCUGCACAACAUCCAACCGUCUUCAGCUGUUAAAACAAUUGACCGAACAUGGCUUUGUCAACGUAAACCACGUCAACGAAUGGAAUGAGUCUCCUCUUCUAUGGGCUUCAAGAGCAGGGCACAGAGACGUCGUCUUUCAUCUGCUGGAUUGCGAUGCUGAUCCCUCGGUCGCUAGUGACGAAGGGACUACUCCACUUCACUUUCUCAGCUCCUUUGAUGACGAGGAUAUUCUUGAGGUGUGUCGACGACUGAUUAAGGCUGGCGCAGAUCUGGAAGCUCGUUCAAAGGCUGGACAUCGAUAUCGGCGAGGCCUGGAUUCAACGUACGGUGAUGUUGAUGGAACGCCAUUGACAUGGGCCGUGGCAGCGAAUAAUAGAGUCGCAGCCCAGGUUUUGGUCACUUCUGGUGCUGAUCCGUUUGAUCUUCCCGGUCUAGAGGUUUCGUACUCUGAUACCUUUGGUGGCAUGUCCCACGUCUCCCCUGUCUGGCUCGCUGCGAUGAACCAUCAAUACUACAUGCUCAAGAUCCUGUUAAAAACUGUAACCAAAGAGAAAAUCAAGGAUUUUCUCAACAAGUACCGACGGAAGUUUGGGUCGAACGACAUGUCUGGACAUGACAACCCCAUUAUCGCUUGGUGCGUAACUUAUGCUGCUCAAGGCAUAGGUAGAAGAAUUCUCUUACACGGUAAACAGCAUCAAGAAGCGUUUACGAAGACUUUCGAUAUGUUGGUAGACUACGGCGCUGAUACAGACGACAUCCACCGACUGGCCGUUCAACACGGGCAGCCAUUCGUGCUGGACUAUAUUUUCGGUUCUGGAAAGAUACCGAAGCCAACGCCACGGAAGUGGAUGGAGUAUAUUCUGAUAGCAGGGGCGACACAAGAUUGGAUCACAUUUGAUGUGCUGCUUCGUCACUCACAAGCAGAUAAGCUAUCACCAGAACAGUGGCAUCUUUACUACGGGUCUUUCACGGGUUUGCCGAACCAUAUUGAGUAUUUGGACGUAUUCAGGAAACACAGAGACCCGAAAACAGACUACUACCUUCAUUACACCAAGGCCCUCAUGAGCGGCAAGUUCAUCCUCGCUCGGUGGUUUCACGACACCGGUCUGUGUGAUCUCACACAGCAAGUCAGUACAGCAGACGAGACAAUUCUGGGCUUACUCCUCCGUCGUUGUAAAUCUUACUCCAACGCUACUCUUCAGCUCGAACAAGUCUUACAGCUGGAUCUUCCCGACUCAUGUUUCUGGAACGUUUGUAAGAUGUCUGACUCCAGCUUCACUGCGCUUCAUCAAGUUGCAUAUUUCCCUGAGUAUCAGACCAGUAGUACUAUGGCCAACACAGCGCUGAGACUGAUCGUGCAGAAGUGGUAUGAGCCAGAAUAUCUCAACGCUCAAGUCACAGAGGGGGAGUUCAAAGGGAGGACGGCACUGCACAUAGCCGCACUGACAGCCAAUGUCGGGGCUGUUCGGUACUUACUCCAAGAGGAGGAAGAGUCCCUUGACCUUACACUUCUGGACUGCAACAGCUUUAGCAUCGUCGACACAGCAGCUUGGGGAUUAAUGAGUCAACAAGGUCGCAUUAAACUAUGGGAUCUUCCUACAGAGUAUCACAAGUCUGCUGAUUUAGAUCACUGGCGAAGUGUCAUGGAGAUCCUCGUGCGGCUGCUGAAGGCCGGGGCCAAGCCCAAUAAGAUUGGUCUUGCUGUGACGAGGACUGAACAGGAGAAGAUCCAGGUUUUUGACCUUGAGAAGUUUAAAGUCUUUACUGUUCCGUUUCUGUUCUUUGGAGACAAGUUCCCCGAGGAAUUGGGAGAGGAGAGAUUCUGGGUUGAGGUUUCGAAGCUCAAGGUUGAUCAGACGUUUUUUAUUGCGAGUGCCGAGAAUCUGAGCGAUGAGGAGAGAGAGGCUGGAGUUAUGACAAGGGUGGCGUCUUUCUACUAA
Molecule: messenger RNA, 3954 nt
Organism: Fusarium tjaetaba
Lineage: Eukaryota; Fungi; Ascomycota; Sordariomycetes; Hypocreales; Nectriaceae
Product: serine threonine kinase
Exons: 5
Coding region: 1-3954 (1317 amino acids)
Biological process (GO): protein phosphorylation
Molecular function (GO): ATP binding; protein kinase activity; protein binding
Source: RefSeq, a predicted model, not a curated record